This is a messenger RNA of Oncorhynchus masou masou (cherry salmon), 2634 nucleotides long. RefSeq names its product alpha-catulin-like. Lineage: Eukaryota; Metazoa; Chordata; Actinopteri; Salmoniformes; Salmonidae. Bases 231 to 2495 code for a protein of 754 amino acids. Gene Ontology annotation, molecular function: actin filament binding; cadherin binding. The transcript has 19 exons. Gene Ontology annotation, biological process: Rho protein signal transduction; cell adhesion. The record is from RefSeq and is a predicted model, not a curated record.
GUCUGGCGUAGUUGAGUAGCCUAACUACAAGGACAUUAGCGGACGCACGGAACGCAGCACAGUCGAACACGAGUGGAUUACAACGGCAUGUUUUUUUAGAGGGGCAGUCAGUCGAUCGUGUAACUAGAGGAAGAAAACCCAAACAUUUAGACAUUGCCCAAAUUUAUUGAAACGUUACGCCAGGUAGCGGUAACUCAAUAGUGAAUCGUGCAAUAAAAAGGUCGGCGGGAAUGGCUUCAUCUCCUUGCGGCAGUGGGAACUUUGAUUCCGGACUGGAAAUCAAAACUCGGUCUGUGGAACAAACACUUGUCCCAUUGGUCUCGCAGAUCACCACACUGAUCAACCACAAAGACAAGCCAAAGAAGUCAGAGCGGACCCAGCAGGCCAUCCAGAGAGUGGGCCAGGCCGUCAGCGUUGCUGUGGGCCGCUUUGUUGGUGUAGGCGAGGCCAUCGCCGUGGAGAACGAGGAGCUGAAGGAAGAGAUGGGCAUGGCUUGUUUCGAGGCGCGCAGAGCAGGGGAUGCCAUAGCCAAACUGACAGAUGUUGGGAUGCCGGUGGCCCCCCUUGUGGACGGACGCAAGACGGUGUUCAGUAACAGGACAGGCAUGGUGAAGGCCGCCCGCAUGCUCCUCUCCUCCGUCACUAAAGUCCUGGUCCUCGCAGACCGCAUCGUCAUCAAACAGAUCAUCACCUCACGCAACAAAGUGCUAGUAACCCUGGAGCAGCUGGAGAGAGUGAGCACCUUCCAGGAGUUUGUCCAGAUCUUCAGCCAGUUUGGGAACCAGAUGGUAGAGUUCGCCCACCUGACCGGGGACAGACAGAAUGACCUGAAGGAUGAGAAUAAGAAGGCCAGGAUGGCAGCAGCCAGAGCAGUGCUGGAGAAAUGCACCAUGAUGCUGCUCACUGCAUCCAAGACGUGUCUCAGACACCCGGCCUGCGAGUCGGCGCGUAUCAACAAAGAUGCCGUGUUCCACCGCAUGCGAUUCGCCCUGGAGCAGGUCAUGGAGAUCGUGACGGACGCCCGGCCCUGCGGGGAGACCAAGGUCCUACCCCUCAGCAUUUACACCGGCAUCAAGGACUUCAAGUCCAAUGUGGAAGGUCUGCAUGAGGGUCUGUACUCACUGCCCCAGCAGGCUCUGUCUGACCAGCUGGAGGCGGUGGUGGAGAGGACAGAGGACUUCACUGACUCGGCCUACACCAGCCACGAGCACCGAGAGGGCAUCCUGCAGCUCUGCCAGCUCGCCCGCCAGGACACUGACCAGCUCAUCGCAGCCUGGAGGGAGGCGCUGUCUCUCAAUGCCAAAGAGGCCACGGAGGAGAUGGAGCUGUCUAUACUGAAGACCUGCCAAAGUGUUCACGAACUCCGCAGAGAGCUCCAUAAGGUGGCGGUGGGGCGGGCGGCGGACCUGCUGAAGCUGCAUGCAGAACACCUGCCUCUGCGGGCCUUGAAGGCCUCAGGGGGCGAGGGAAACCUGGAGGCCGUGGCAGAGUACGCCCGCACGCUCGGCGAGCAGAAGGAACAGCUGAUGGAGACGUGUCGUCUGCUGUGUCACGUCUCAGGGACAGAGCCUCUGGAGAUCACCUGUAUGCACGCUGAGGAGACCUUCCACGUCACUGUCCCCCAGAUCAUCUCUGCAGCCCAGACGCUGGCCCUGCACCCAUCCAGUAAGAUUGCCAAGGAGAACCUGGAUGUGUUCUGUGAGGCCUGGGAGUCCCAGCUCUGUGACAUGGGCGUGCUGCUCCGGGAGAUCAAUGACGUGUUCGAGGGCCGCCGAGGUGAUAAAAGAGCUUACUUGUCGCUUCCCAGACCAGGGAAACAUUCAGCCAACCUGAAGAUGGCGAAAGCUGUUAAGCUAGAUACGGAGGAGCAGAGCACCAUAGCCAAGCUGGGUCUAGAGCUGCGUCUGCUGACCUCCGACGUGGACACGGAGGUGGAGAAGUGGGAGGACCAGGAGCAGGACAUCGUCCGCCAGGGCCAGAGCAUGUCCAGCAUGGCCUACUCCAUGUACCUCUUCACCAGGGGGGAGGGCCUACUGAAGACAACCAUGGAUCUCUUCCACCAGGCUGAGGUGCUUUCUGAGGAAGGACUCCAGCUGUGUUCUUCAGUACACACUUUGUCCACCCUGCUGAUGGAUGAAGAGAUGGUGGUAGUGCUUUCGGAGAUGGAGAAGCUUAUGGGCUUAUGUCAGCAGCUGCAGAUGGGAGUGAGGACGCCAGUACAGGGCAAGACUGCCACCUUCCAGAAGGUGGAUUCAUCCAUUCAGAACAUUAGAGCCAUCAUGACUGUGGUAAUCUACCUCCUGCCAGUCUGUAAUAAACUUGUCAGAAAGUAUAAGUCAGAGAGAAGCAGUCUGGACUCUCCACAGAGCUGGAGGGACAGGCAGUCGUCCACACCCAUCAAAGACGGCGCGCUCAACGGCAAGAACAGCAACGGCUUCGGGGUCAAGUCCCUGGAGAAGCAUACGGCCAACCUCACCUUCCUGGAGAGCAAGUAGUCCAGUCUAGUGACCUUUGACCCCUAACCUGUAUCACCUAUCACAGAGCUGGAGCAUACCAUUGUCAACCACGGGGGGGGGUGAUAGACGCCUCACUCACUUUGACAAUUUUGUCAAAAAAAACACUCACUUAUGUGCC